Adineta ricciae is the source of this 1077-nucleotide messenger RNA. The record is from the annotation of a GenBank genome assembly. NCBI's taxonomy places the organism in Eukaryota, Metazoa, Rotifera, Eurotatoria, Adinetida, Adinetidae.
AUGUAUACAAGUCUAUCUUCAGAUGUUGUUGAAUAUUGCAACAAAUGUAUCGAUCACUUCCAGACAUAUGCAAAUUCCAUCGAUGCUGUUCAAUUAGUCGAUGGAUCAUGUGCACAAAUCUUCAGUUAUUGCUCAUCAUUAUCUGAUCGUCUUCAAGAGGUGCAUACUCUAAUGAGUAAAGAAAACUUUCGUUUUUACAUUAAAGUGCGUACCGCACUCGAUGUCCAGGCAAGAGUUAUCCACGAUGAGCUGUAUUCUGUUUAUGGUGAUCAAGCUCCGGGUCUCAGUACCGUAGAAAGAUGGUCCAAACUGUUUCGAGAAGGUCGAGAAGAACUUGAAGAUGAUGCAAGAUCUGGCAGACCAAUCAGCGAAACGACACCUCAAAAUAUUGAACAAAUUCGCCUUCUCAUCGACGAUGAUCCUUAUCUCACGAUAGAAGAAAUACAAGAAGAAACUGGUUUCAGCUAUGGCACGAUUCAGCGAAUCCUCACCACUCAUCUGAAUCUUAGGAAGAUCACUGCACGCUACGUACCUAAAGAACUCACUGAUUUGCAACGAGCCGAAAGAGUGCGGAUAUGUAAAGAAAACUUGGAAAAAAUUCAACAAGGGACAUGGCGAUUAUGCGAUAUCAUAACUGGUGACGAAUCGUGGUUUCGUCCUAAACAGCUCGGUCGAAAGUCAUCACAUGCAGCGUGGAUCAGAAGAGGAGAUCCUCCACCCACUGUAGUCCGACAGAACAGACCUUCGUACGGAACUCGUGGCAUCAAGUUUCAUCAUGAUAAUGGAAAACCGCAUGUUCACAACAAUGUCCUGGCCUACCUUGAGUCGGAAGGUCUCACGGUGGUACCGCAUCCGCCUAAUUCUCCUGACUUAUCCCCAUGCGAUUUUUGGUUAUUCGACUUGAUCAAAGAGAAUCUGCCCGAUCAGAGUGAUUCGCAAUCGUUGCAUGAUGCUGUGAUUAGUUUCAUGAAUUCUCUAAGCAACGAGGAAUAUAAAAAAACAUUUGAAAAAUGGAUUGAAAGAAUGCAACUGUGCAUUGAUAACCAAGGUGAUUAUUUCGAACAUUUGAUGAAAUAA